Seriola aureovittata is the source of this 2686-nucleotide messenger RNA. RefSeq names its product nuclear receptor coactivator 7 (gene ncoa7a). Bases 917 to 1651 code for a protein of 244 amino acids. Gene Ontology annotation, biological process: response to oxidative stress; regulation of transcription by RNA polymerase II. The transcript is spliced from 6 exons. NCBI's taxonomy places the organism in Eukaryota, Metazoa, Chordata, Actinopteri, Carangiformes, Carangidae. Gene Ontology annotation, cellular component: nucleus. The record is from RefSeq and is a predicted model, not a curated record.
UCGAGAUGACAUAAAAUCCCUCAGCGGCUCUUUGACUGUAGCUUAUCAUUAGGUCAAGGCAAUAAGUGCUCUACAGUUAAAACAGUUACAGACAGGUGCCACCAGGGAUUUUGGGACCCAUGAAAAGAUAUAUCACAUUAGGCCCCACCUCAGUCCACACCAACUCUGAAAACAGCACUGUGCAGACAUGCAUUCAACAAUCUGCAUAAAGUGGAAUUCAGAAUUUGAUGCAAGACAAGUGCUGAAGCCCAUUACAGAUUGGAUAUAAUUUUAAUUGUAACAUUCUCUAAUACUUGUACACCUUAAAUAUACUCUAACCUCUUCAAUUAAAAUAAAUUAACUAACUUGGCUACAUACCAAGUAGAAAGAAAGCAGCUGUAAAAGUUGAAAUGGAAAACAAAAUGGAAAUGAAAAGGCCUGAUGGUGGCGCUAGAGGAGAGGUGUGCUCAUCAUAUGGAAACUUUUGGAAAAUGUAAUACAUUUUACAGUGUUUGAAUUCCUAUAAUUGGAAAGGAUUUACAGGAUCAUUUUAAUUUUUUCACAAUAAAAAAUAGCCUGCAGAAUAUGAUUCAACACAAUGCUGCUCACCUCCUUCUUCAGUUGGAAGUAGACCUGGCUCAUUAGAAAGGGCAGGAGGGGUGCAGAGACCGGCCGAUCAAGCCUUCCCGAUUACAGUAACUGGGGGAUCUGGGUCCUUGGCUGUUGUCCCAGAUGUUCUGGGAAAUCCCACUAUGUCCAUAAAUGGACAUCCUUUCUUUAACCCCCUCCUUGAAUCAAUAACCCGCGCUUCAUUUCAUCAGAACUGAAACCCAUCAGUGCCCGAUCUAACCAAUGGCAAAUCCAUCUACACAAGUUUCUAACCAAUGACGUUUCAAACGCCGAAAGUGAAAGUAACACGAAGGGUACAAAACGAAGGAUGCAACCCAGCGUGUUAAGAGUGCAGAAACUGACAGAGAAAAGAGGAGUCAUGAAGCUGCUGCCAGAAAAUAUGAAAGUACUUUACUUUGCCAGUGAUUGUAUGGAGCCUUAUGUGGAGAUUAUCACAGUGAAGGACCCCAAGCGCCGCCUGAGUCUGAGCAGCUCGGAGGACUCAGAGGCGGAGGAGCCUGAGUACCAGGAGGAAGGUGAGGAUGCUCUGCCUGUCCUGAGCGACCACAGCCAGCUGCUGGAUGACCGCCACCUGGAGCGACUCGCUGCUCACAUGCCACCAAGGACCCAGGGCUAUCCAUGGCAGCUUGUCUACAGCACCGCCAUCCAUGGGAGCAGCCUGAAGACACUGUACAGGAAUAUGGCUGGUCUGGAUAGUCCUGUGCUGCUGGUCAUCAAAGACAUGCACAAGAAGGUGUUUGGUGCUUUUUCAUCACAUCCAUUCAGAGUCAGUAAAUACUGCUAUGGCACCGGAGAAACCUUCUUGUUCAGCUUCAACCCUGACUUUCAGGCGUACAGGUGGAGCGGGGAGAACUCCUACUUUGUGAGCGGCAACUUGGAAUCUCUGCAAAUUGGAGGAGGAGAGGGUGGCUUCGCUCUGUGGCUGGAUGCUGAUCUGUACCAUGGUGCAAGUUUCUCCUGUCCCACCUUCCACAACGCGCCACUUUCCACACAGCAAGACUUUAUUGUACAAGACCUCGAGGUCUGGACUGUGCAGAAAUGAGGGAGAACAUCUGAAAAGGCAAUAUAAAAACAGAGUAGAAUCCACAGUAUUGUCUGGAGUUACAAAACUUCAAGACUUCAAGGAGUACAUGCAGUUUAGCCACUACUGUACAAAACCUGACAGAGCAGUUGCUACUGUAUCAUCUGUGUACCUGGCUGAGAUUAGCUUACACAGUGUGAAGCCUGUUCUCGUGGUUCUUGGGCCAGACUUUCUCUUUGCACCGGUUUGAUCUGUGCCUACUAAAGAGAAGUGGCUCGAUGAAAUCCUGUGAUCCAGGGUCCUGCUGCUUUAAACUACUGGCUAUUCAUCUGUAGCUCCAUGCUAAGCCCAGUACAUAACUGGCAUCUGAAGCUUUAAGCCAUCCAUGCCCUCCUUUGGUUAUGGAGAGCAUUAUAAUACAGAGUUCAAGGUGUAACACCGUGGGAUAAAAAGUUUGCAACUACUGAAAGCACAUUCAGGUUUUAAGGAAAUGUUUUUUUUUUUUUUUUAUUAUUAUUAUUUUCUGUCUAACAACCACAUCUGUUUGUGAAAUUUUACACAUAAACUGUCAUAAAACAUUUAAUUUAUGGUAAAAACACUGUAACCUGAUAGGACCCACAAUGCCCUAUCUGGCCUCUAAUGGUACUUUUGAGUUUUUGUCUGACUUGAGGUCUGGUUUGAAUGUUCUGCACCAACAGAUGAAGGCCUAACCACUCAGCUUCAAAAAUAAAAAGUAUAGAGUUGCACUAUAAACAACUUAUUAUGUGUGAAGUGUGCCAUUUGUGUUGGAAGGAACCUCAGCCAUUAACUGUCACUUCAUUUUUUUGAAAGUGAAACACCUGCCUGCCCAUUUGUGUAGAUGGAUACUGUUUUAAGGAAACAUUUGAAAUCUUUUACAUCUUUACUAUCUAUAUAUUUAAAUGUAUUUUUAAGAAAAAUGUUCCUGUGUGUCUGUUUGUUUUACAUUUCUUUGUGUGCAAAUCAGAGUCUGUCAGGCAGUGCUGGCACUGCCAAUGUUUUUGUGAAACCACAUUAAAACUUUCCAGGUGACACUGA